UCGUCGGACUGGUCGGACUUCACGAGUGAGUCGGGUCGUUACGUUCAUACGAAUAGUAAUCACGUUGUGCGUGACGUUCUAACGUGUGAGUAAAGUGACGUUAAGUGGGACGAGUGAUGCCAUAUGUACAUAUGUUAGCGACAUUUGAUACUAUGCAUUCUAACGUUUAACUUCUAAAAAAUAUCAAAUCCUCGGAUACAUGUAUGGUAUCUGUCAAAAUAUUAAUGUUGUAUAACAGUAUCGAGUAGCGGCGGCGGAUGGCGGCCGCGCUCGUCCUGACGUUACUCGCCGCGCUCCUCGCCGCCGCCGGCACCUCCGAGCGGUCGCGGCGCACGGCGGGCGAGGCGGCCGCUGUAGAUAUAAAUCCAGAUGGACCCUUCACACACACGGAGAUGUCUCAGGCAGACAUCGACGCGGCGGCACAGGCCGAGGCCGAAGCGGCUGGAGUUCCCGCGUGGAGAGAUCUCUGGUACUCCUCCCUAGAAGCGUUAAGACGGGAGCCCACCAUCAAUAACACCCAAGAGGACAUCAUGGUUCAGCUCGGAGGAGUCGCUUUCCUUCACUGUCCUGUGCGCAAUCUUGGUGAACUUGGUGUGUCCUGGGUUCGCCGCCGUGACUGGCAUAUCAUUAGCUCUGGUGUAUUUAUGUACACGAAUGACGAAAGAUUCCAGGUACUUCACAGUGAAGGUUCAGACGACUGGAUCUUACAAAUUAAAUAUGUACAAAAGCGAGACAAUGGAACGUACGAGUGCCAGGUAUCCACGGGGUCCGGGACUUUGUCUCGUCUGGUUCACCUCCACAUAGUUGUCCCUGAAGCCUUCAUACUUGGAGCGGACGAGUAUCACGUUGAUGCGGGAUCGACCAUUAAUCUUGUCUGCAUUAUUGAAAAGAGCCCAGUUCCACCACAGUACGUUUUCUGGUACCACAACGCCCGUAUGAUCAACUACGACGCGACUCGUGGUGUGACGGUGUCCACGGCUCCGGGGGCUCGCACUCAAUCCGCCCUGGCCAUCCGUGCCGCCGGCCCCGCACACUCUGGGAACUACUCCUGCCGCGCCGCAAACACUGAACCCGCUCAUAUAUACGUAUAUGUGUCUGAAGGCAGUGACAAAAUGGCAGCGACCCUGAGUCGUAACGCGUCCGGUCACCCUCAGAGCCUCGUGUUACUCUACAUUGUUAUUUUUUUCGUGUCUCGCCUCGCCACAUAGACAUCCGUCUCUACGAUAGCUGGAUCGUUGAUGAUUCAUAUUUAUUUUAUUAUAACGUUGUUCUUUUACAAAAUUUAUUGGGAAAUUUAAGUUUUUUAUUUGUUAUUGAGUGGAUAGAUGUCGGUGCCGUAGUAAAUAAGCGCAAAGUUUACUGAGUUGUCUCAAUAGGAGGAGGUGAGCGCGUUCGUCCCGGUGUCACAGAAUGUGUGUAUAUAGAACUAAGAACAUUUCCUCACGUCAUCAUAAACCCUCCCUAAUUUAAAAUUAUUUAUUAGCUAUCUAGAUUGUAUAUUAAAACUAAUUGCUCAAAGCAAAUCAACCUAUGAUACUAUUCUCAUUAUUGUACAAAAUUUUAUUAAUAUAGUUAAACUAAGAAACUAGUUACAUUAAACAUACCGUUAUUGGAUAGUUUUCUUCAAGGUCAUUAAAAAGUCGGCUCAAAAUAACUGUUUUUUUGUAAAUAUUUCACACUUGGUGACUGUAAAAUAUCGAUGUCUUCAAUUUGUAAUCUAUACAGUUACGGAACUGAAAUAUAAUGUAUUAUAACAUUCCGCAAACAAAUAAAUAAUAAUUCUGUUAAA
Messenger RNA from Danaus plexippus (monarch butterfly), 1789 nucleotides. RefSeq names its product zwei Ig domain protein zig-8-like. Bases 258 to 1208 code for a protein of 316 amino acids. Gene Ontology annotation, biological process: synapse organization. Lineage: Eukaryota; Metazoa; Arthropoda; Insecta; Lepidoptera; Nymphalidae. The transcript has 8 exons. Gene Ontology annotation, cellular component: neuron projection membrane. The record is from RefSeq and is a predicted model, not a curated record.